This is a messenger RNA of Odobenus rosmarus divergens (Pacific walrus), 4602 nucleotides long. RefSeq lists its product as uncharacterized. The record is from RefSeq and is a predicted model, not a curated record. Lineage: Eukaryota; Metazoa; Chordata; Mammalia; Carnivora; Odobenidae. The annotation marks the transcript as partial. The transcript has 2 exons.
AUGUCCCGGCUGCGCCUCUGGGUCCCGCUGCUCCUCCUCACGUGGCAAUCAUUGUGGCUGCUGGUCCAGGCAGCUCAGCCUGCGGAGUGGGCCCUGGACCCUGCCCAGCUGACCUCCGACCUCCAGGGGCCCACUGAGCCCAGGUCUUCGCACUCCUCUAAAUUCCCGCCCAAAUCGCCCCAGGUACUUACACCCCCUGCAGAGCCGGGGGGCUUUCAUUACUUGGGGUCCUCAGCUCCAGCCCAGAUGUUGGCCCUGCCUAAGGAGUUGACUGAAACUUUGGUUCCGUUUCCGGACACGGAUUCAGUUGGCGAGCUGCUCCCAGAGGAAGAUCAGGAUCUGAAUGACAAGCUAACCCAGCUUUCUGAAAGGCUCCCAGAGGUGGUUCCAAGGCUAGGUUGGGAUCAGAAUCAGACCAUAGCUCCGCCUCCUCGAUUCAAAAGUAAGAUUAAAACUGUAGGUCUAGAUCAGGCUGAAGAUCACCAAUCAUUUGAAAUACUUGCUCCGCCUCUGGAUAGUCACAGUUCAAAGCCAACAAAGUUCAUUGUUUCACCCCCAAACCUGGAGAAAGAUCUAGCUCAGCAUCAAAGGCUUGCCAAAGUUGUUGGAACUCCAUACCAAUUUACAAAUAAAGACCACCUAGAACAAGAGUUGCAGGAUGAUGAUUCAGAUUCCAGUAUGGAUAUCCUAUAUCCUGAGGAGAACCUGCCAAUGGAUUUCCCAGGGGGAUCAGAUCAACCUCCAAAGCUCCCUGAGGAGGUUGAAAUUCCUCCACUCCGGCAGGAGACCCCAAAUCAUCUAGAGUUGCCUGAGGAAGCUGAAUCUUUUUUGUCUCAGGUGGACGCCCAGGCCCAACAUCCAGAGCCCCCUGAAGAGAUAGAAACAUCUCCAAUUCAGCAGGGGUCUCCAUCUCCGCCUCCAGAGAUCCUUAAGGAAGCUGUAAACCCACAGGAGGCCCCAGCUGAGCCUUCAAGUACCGUUGAAGAGAUCCAAUCUUCAGUCCAACAGGAAGCCUCAGAUCAACCUACACAGGCCCCUGAGGAAGUAGAACCUUUGACCCCUCAGGAGGCCCCAGCUCAACCUCCAGAGCCAUCUAAGGAGAUGGUACCUCAACCAACAGCACAUGAGGUGAAUGUGCCAUCUCUAAGUAAGAAUGAAGCUCAGUGGCCAAAUUUCUCCAAUGUCACUGUUGAACCUGUGGAUCUGGUACUUACUGUAACUCUAACUCAGCCUCCAGAGCGCACCGAGGCAGCUCAGGCUUCUCCAACCCAGCAGGAGGCCCCAGCUCAGCCUGUAGAGCGCCCUGAGGAGGCUGGGCCUACAUCAGUCCAGCUAGAGGCCCCAGUUCAGCCACUAGAGCUCCCCGAGGAGGCUGGGCCCACUCCAGUCCAGCCGGAGGUGCUGCCUUGGCCAGCAGAGCUCCCCGAGGAGGCUGGGCCCACUCCAGUCCAGCCGGAGGUGCUGGCUCAGCCUGCAGAGCGCCCAGAGGAGGCUGGGCCCACCGCAGCCCAGCUGGAGGCCCCGGCUCUGCCUGCAGAGCGCCCCGAGGAGGCUGGGCCCACCCCAGUGCAGCCGGAGGCCCCGGCUCAGCCUGUAGAGCGCCCCGAGGAGGCUGGACCUAGUCCAGUCCAGCAGGAGGCCCCAACUCCAGUUCCAGAGUUUCCUAUGGAGUAUCUACUUCAAACUUCAGUAAGUGAUGAGGUGAUAAGUCAACCUAUAAGCCACUAUCUAACUUAUUUAAAGUUUUCCAGUGUUACACAUAAAUCUGCGGAUGUGGAACUUACAAUAACUCCAGAGCCGGCUAAGGAGGUUGAAUCUUCUACAGCUCAGCAGGAGGCUCCACCUCAGCCUCCUGAGCAUACUGAGGAAGCAACCCAGCAAGAGACCUCAGCUAAGCCUCCAGAGGCGGUUGAGCUUUCAAGUGAGCAGCAACCAGCUCAGCCUUCUCAGUCUCGUGAUGGGGUUGAACGUUUUCUAACUGAGCAGGAGACCCCAGCUCAGCCUUCAGAGCCUCCUGAGGAAGCUAAGCCUCCAAGCGUACAGGAACCACCAGCUCUGCUUUCUGAGCCUGGUGAGGAAUCUGAGCUUUCUCUGACUCAGCAGGAGAUCCCAGCUCAGCCCCCAGAGAAUCCUGAAGAGGCAGAACAUUCUCUAGCUCAGCAGGAGCCCCCAGCUCUGCUUCCAGAGCCGUUUGGAGAAGCUGAAUCUUCCUCAACCCAGGAGGAGACCUCACCUCAGCCUGCAGAGCUCCCUAAUGAGGCACACUCUUCAACCCAGCAAGAGACCCCAUCUCAGUCUCCAGGAGAGAUAGAAUCUUCAGCAACCCUGCAAGAACAACCAGCUCAGCCUCCAGAGCUGCCUUCUGGGGAGGUGGAACCUUCUCCAACCCAGCAGGAGCACCCAGCUCAACCUCUAGGGCAUCAUGAGGUGACCGUUUCGCCUCCAGGUCACCAUCAUGUUCAAUAUUUAACCCUGCCCCAUGUCAGUGUUAAACCUGCGGAUGUGCAGGUUACUAUAACACCAGAACCCAUUACAGAGGUGGGACCUUUGCCAGUUCAGCAUGAGGCUGCAGCUCAGCCCUCUGUGCCCCUUAAUGUGGAACCAUUUGCAAUGCAGCAUGAAGCCCCAACUCUGCCUCCACAGUCCCCUGAGGAAGCGGAACCUUUGCCAGUUCAACAGGAGACUCCAACUGAACCCCCAGAAUCUACCACACAGGAGAAACCUCCAACACAGCAGGAAACCCCAGUUCAGCAUCCUGAGUAUCCUGGAGAAGUUGAACCUCCCACAACCCAACAGGAGGCCCUGGCUCAGCAAUCACAGGGCCCCGAGGGUGAACCAUCUUCAACCCAGGAGGAGGCCCUGGCCAAACCUCCAGAGACCCAGGAAGAGGGUGAACCUUUUCCACCCCAGCAGGAGGCCCCAGCUGAGCUUCCACAGACCCCUGUAGAGGCCGAACCUUCCUCAAUACAGGAGGAGAGCCAGGGUCAUCAUCCACAGACUCCUGAGAAAGUUAAACCUUCAAGCCAGCAGGAGACCCCAGUCCAGCAUCCACAGGCCCCUGAGGAAGGAAAACCGUCUCCAUCCCAGGAGGAGGCUCCAGCUCAAUUUCCACAGACCCCUGAGAAGGGUGAAUCUUCAACCCAGGACGAGAGCCAGGCUGGGGAUCCGCAGACAUCUGAGCAGGUUGCACCUUCUCCAACCCAAAAAGAAGCCCCAGCUGAGCACCUGCAGACUUCUGAGGGGAUCAAACCUUCUACAACCGAGGAGGAGUCCCCAGUUCAGCACCCUCAGGUCCCAGAGGAGGGUGAGCCUUUUCCAACCCAACCAGAGACCCCAACUGAGUAUCCAGAGUCUCUUGAGGGGAUUGAACCUUGUCCACCCCAGUCAGAGGCCACAGUUCAGCAUCCAAAUCCCCUUGGGGAGGUUAAACCUGCAACCCAUCAGGAGGCCCCAAGUCAGCAGCUACAGACCUCUGAGGAAGUUAACCCUUCUGCCACCCAGCAGGAAGCCACAGCUCAGCAUCCAGAGCCUGCCGGUGAGGUGGAACCUCCUCCAACCCAACAGGAGGAGGUCCUAGCUUACUCUCCAGAGCUUCAUGUGGUAACAGUUUCUCCUCUAGGUCAGAGUCAAGCUCAGCUUCUGCUGUUGCCCAGUGUCACUGUUAAACCUGUGGAUCUGGCACUUACCAUAACUCCAGAGUCCACUAAUGAGGUUGAAACUUUUCUACCCCAACAAGAGGCCUCAGCUCAGUCUGCGGUGUUCCCUGAGCAGUUGGAACCUUCUCCAAUCCAGCAGGAAGCCCAAGGUCAUCCAGCCCCCGCUGAAAAUGUUGAACCUUCUCCAAUCCAGCAGGAAUUCCCAAAUCGGGCUGAAGAUCUUCCUGAGGAAAUUGAACCAUCUCCAAUCCACCAGGAGGUCCCAGAUCAGCCUCCAGCACCCCCUGAAAAUUUUGAACCUUUUCCAGUCCAGCAGGGAGUCCCAAUUCAGCCUGAAGAUCUUCCUGAGGAAAUUGAACUUCCUCCAAGCCAGCGGUGGAGCUCAGCUCUGUCUCAAGUGCCUGUUGUGGGUGUAGAACCUUCUCUAGUCCAGCAUGCGGUCCCAGCUCAGCGUCCAAAGCCCAGUGAGGGGAUCGGGCUUUCUCCAGUCCAGUAUGAGCACCCAGCUCAGCCUCCAGAGUCCUCUACAGAUAUUGUAUCUCAGGCUCCACUACAUCAUGAGGUGACAUUCUCACCUCUAGGUCCCGGUCAAGCUCAGCAUCCAAUGUUGCCCAGUAUCACAGUUCAACCAGUAGAUCUGGAGGCUUCCAUAACUCCAGUGCCAACUAAGGUUGAACAUUCUCCAGUGCAACAGGAGCUUACUGUAACUCCAGAACCUACUACAGAGGCUGAGCAUUACACAGCCCUGCAGCAGACUCUAUCUCUUCCAGAGGACCCCAAGGUGACACUUCCACAUCCAGAGCACGUUCAGGCUCAGCAACCACAUUUGACUGAAGUCACAGCUCAACCUUUAAACCUGGAGCUUACCGUAACUCCAGAACCCACUACAGAGUUUGAACAUUCUACAGCCCUGAAGAAAACUACAGCUCCUCCAAAGGACCUCGAA